Capsaspora owczarzaki ATCC 30864 is the source of this 3396-nucleotide messenger RNA. RefSeq lists its product as hypothetical. Lineage: Eukaryota; Filasterea; Ministeriida; Capsasporidae. The coding region runs from base 1 to 3396 and encodes 1131 amino acids. The transcript has 10 exons. The record is from RefSeq and is a predicted model, not a curated record. Gene Ontology annotation, biological process: carbohydrate metabolic process.
AUGCUGAGCUCGCUGAUACAGCGGCUGCGACUGCGCUCGAGGCGGACGGUUCCCAUCGCAGCGGCAGCCGGCGGCAUCCUCGUGUUCAUCCUGCUGCUCGCAUUCAACGAGGAGAUUGUCGUGCGCAACUCGCAGCAGGACAAGUGUCUGCAAGGGUACUACAACCGCCUCGUGCUGAGCAAGCAGCAGUCAGUGCGGCAGGCGCUCGACUCGCUGCUGCUGACGGGGCUGACUGCGAAUCCAGCUGCUGCUGCAGACGACGACGAUGCUGCGUUUUGGCGCGAAUGGGCUCUAUGGGUCGAAGGCGCAAACGCAGGACCUGCUGCUGCUGCUGGUGGUGCUGCUGGGCUGAGCAACCGCACCAAGGCGUUUGCCAAGCAGAACAUUGACACGCUGGUCGAGUCGGUGCCGUCGCCCUUCCUCUUCCAUUGGCACGCAAUCAAUCUCGGGAUACCACCAUGGCCUGAGACGACAAUCAGCGAGGAGCUUGAUGACAAUCAUCACGAUGAUCACGACCCAAACAAAGACCAGGACAGCCAGAAAAACCAGCAGCGUCGCACCAACAACAACAACAACAACGACAAGGACGACGAGCACGAGCAUGAAGCAGACCGCGCGUUUGAAAACCCGAUUGUCGGAAACGGCCAUGUCUCGACAGUGAUUGACUCGCCGCACAUCAAUGGACGACAACCAAACAAGCUCGCCCGGUCGCUGCCACGUCGUUUUAAGGCCAGCCUCGAGACGCCGCUUCGUGGCUCGUUCUCGGUGAUUGACUUGGAGGAGCGCGCGGCGACCACAAGCACCUCGGGCGAUGGCUGCGUGCUUGCCAAGCAGACGUGGUAUGCGCAUGCCGAGCAUCACCAGCUCCUGGUCCAUGAGGUCGAAAUCAUCAACAUGCGUGCCGAUUCCAUUCCCGUUUCUGUGGUCCAGCUUCCCCCGUCCAACAUCGACCACGAGGAUCUGGCAGCACCGGCGAUGGUCAGCUGGCUCCCGCUUCUGAACUCGGACAAUGACGACGACGACGACGGCGGCCGCCGGAUGCUGAAAACAACCAUUCUCGGUUACCUCGUUGUGACGGCACCCAGCGAAGCGCAGUCGUUUACAUUCACCGAGCUUGCCGCCACCGAUGAAAUCCCGCCGUCAGCUCUUGCGUGGUCGGGCUUGGGCGCAACGACCGUCAUGGUCAUUGCUCGGUUGCAGUCUGCCACAUUUAGCAUCGUGACUGCGGCCACCAUUGUAGCGUCGUCCGUCCAGGUGCUGCCAAGCUCGUCCCGUCAGCUGCAAGUCCUGCAGUGGAUGGGGCGUGUUCAGCAAAGCGAAACGACGGGUUCCGCAGACCUGAACGCGCCUGACGCUCGGCAGGUGCUGGAGGAUUUGAAACAGAGCGUGUUCUCAACUCCAGCCCAGCAUCGACUUCUCUACGCACUCCAUCGCAGCGCCGUGUCGAAUCCCUUCAGCUCGAACGCCAUCCAACUACUGGGCAGUGUGUCGCACCUCAAUCACGCCAUUCAACUUGCCCUGUACACGAUUGCCUCCUCCGUCGGUUCUGGCGAGCUUCUUUCAGAGUUUGGUGUUGGUUCGAGUCCUAUUGCACAUGAAUGCAAUGAAGGGCUGGUCUCGCAGGAUAUGGAGCGGUGGUUGAUGCUGGCGUUGCUUCCGUUUGAGUCGGGCGCUGCAACUGUUCGGCAGCUGUUGGAGUUUCGUGCCAGUCAACUACAAACAGCCCGGAACGCUGCAAAGUCUGCUCUCCCCUCUGCAGCCGCUCCUGGUGCCAAGUAUCCUACCUUUGGCGGACCGAGUGGUGCUGAUGAAGCAAGCGUUGAUGCCAACCUGAUGGAGCUUGGCGCUAUGGACGUCGAUUCCACGUCAUUCGUGGCGCUCGCCGUCGAACAGUUUGACUAUGCGAAGCAUGAUCCGCGUUGGGUGGCCUCUGUGGGCCAGCCGAUGGCGCAGUCCUGUGCCGAGUUUGGUCGCGCCAAGCUCGUUGGAAUGGAGUUUUCAGGCAAAACUGUCCGCACGACCCGGGCUGCGCUCGCGGAACGAUCGUUCGAUGUGCGCCGCGGUUCGCAUUCUCCAACAGCCAUCUACCCUGCGCAACGUGCUGUCGACCACGACCUAUUGACAAAUGGACUUGUCCAGCGUUCCCUUCGGUACUCAGGCGCAAACUUGGCCAGGAAGCCGGUCACCGCCGAGUACGGUGCACAACUCCAAAGCGAAGCAGACUCUGUGGCACUGCCGUUUGCCAAGACGGAUGCCGACGAGAAGAGCCUGCAGCAAGCUUAUGUCACCGAGGCAAUCGCGCAGCGAGACGCGUCCACGCCAGCCAACCUGGCCUACUCGUGGACGCGCACCCGAAAUGCACACUACCCUCGGCAUGUCGUCUUCCCAUCCGUGUCAAAGGCCGGGGUCACGCCUUACAAUCCGGCGUCUGCGCUCGCGCUCGGUUUCCCCGUGAUGCACCCAAUGCCGUUGAGUGUCCGUCGAAAUGAUCUUGCCCAGUUCACCAGCUUUGUCAAAUUCUUGCCGCUGGAUUCUGGCUUGCCGACAGAUCAUGCGCUCGCCGCCAUUGCGGGAUUUGAGGUUGGGGAUGCCCCGAGGACGUCCUUCCACCUGCACCAGCUCCUGCGCUCGGUGAGCGACCACGAGCAGGCAUGGUUGCAGUAUCCCAGGUUUUACUCGACCGAGAUGCGCGGAUUGCAGUGUGUGCACUCUCUCUCAGCCGCUGGAGCGAUGCUGCAAGUCAUUCUUUACGGGUCGCUGGGACUCCGCUAUCUUCCCACUGGCGUGCGGCUCCGGCCCGUCCUGCCGUCGGAAGACGCGACCGGCCUCUCCUUCCGCGACUUGAAGUAUGGCAGUUGCAGCUUUAACAUUUUCAUUCAUUCGCGGCAGGUUGUCGUCGUUGCCAAUCCAGCGCGAUGUCGAGAGAAACCCUUGCUCGCUGCAACCAUUGGCGAGGCCGAAACCCUCGCGUUCAAUCCUUUGCCACUGAGUGCACCCAUCGGGAGCACCAUCGUCCUCGCGUUCUCGAGUGACGACGGAAAAGCCGCGGCCGUCCUCGCGCGCAGCAUUUCAGUGGACGACUCCGCUCAGCUUGCGCCCCAUGACACGGACGCUCAACUUGCCGUUGACGGAGCGUUGACACCGCAUGGCUUCCAGCCCGCCGACGCGACCAAUUCAUUGGCGCUCGACGACGACGACGAGGAGCGCGGAUCGGACGGCCAGAGCGCACUUCAUGUGCCUCUCGAUGCAAUCAUGCACAAGCAUGGCGGCAUCCCCGACGGCCUCACUGCGGUGAUUGUAAUUUCCAUCAUCGUCUUCCACGUUCUGCUGUUCCAGCUCAUCUACCGCGAGUUUUGUCGUGCCAGCUCUGCAACUGCACGACGACGAGGCUCGUGA